UACAAUUUACUUUGAUAAAUUUUCUUUGAGUUAAAAAAACGUUUAUGUAGUUAAAAAGUGUCAGUCGGUUUCGUAAAUUAUCCAUUAGUACAGCGUAUCCGAGAGCGGCACAUAUGCUUGAUUAUAUGCGCUCUGUAUGGGCAUACAUGAAUGAUCAAAAUCUUCCUCAUGUUCAUACAGCUAGUAGUCCUAGGUGGCGUGGACUUUCUCGCUUGCAUUUACAUUCAUUGGCGCAUCAAAUUAUCAUGGUUCGUCGUCAUUCAAAGGGUGGUACUUCUGCUCGUGCACAAUUGAAAGCAUAUCGUACUUCGGGACUUUUACCUCCGCGUUUUACUGAUAUUGGUUUAGCUUAGCCGUUUACCAGAGCUGCAGUGGCGAAAGUGAGUUGUUCGUUUGUUCCACUCCAAAAAAAACUUUUCGUCUGUCUGUUAGGGUUUAUGCCGUAUUACGUCACCCGGUAUCGGGUGACACAAUCCCGCUUUUGAGGGAACUCAUAAAAACAGUGGGAGAUAGUUCUAUCGAGGGAGCCCUCCCAAAAGAAGGUUGAAUCCACACACUGCUGCCUUCUGUCCAACACGCGCUUGGAGUACAAAAAGAAGGGAACACGCUUCCAGAAUUGGGUCGGAUAGCAGAUUGCACUGUGGAGAGAUGUGCAGCUCGAGGCGGCCAAGCAGUUCAUUAUACUGGUCACAGCUACUCUAAAGACAGCAUCAUAGUAGAAUCAGGGGAAAACGUGAAACAACUAAGGGAAGGUGUGGCUCAAAUUAAUCAGGGUCGAAGUCAAAGGGGCAAACCCUUGAUUGGACAGAGGUCAUGAAGUGGACCUGGACAUUUUCGGCAUUGUUGAUGAAUUUUUGGUAUCAAUGG
Molecule: messenger RNA, 867 nt
Organism: Heterobilharzia americana
Lineage: Eukaryota; Metazoa; Platyhelminthes; Trematoda; Strigeidida; Schistosomatidae
Source: the annotation of a GenBank genome assembly